Suillus paluster is the source of this 2433-nucleotide messenger RNA. RefSeq lists its product as uncharacterized. Bases 287 to 2281 code for a protein of 664 amino acids. The transcript has 11 exons. The record is from RefSeq and is a predicted model, not a curated record. NCBI's taxonomy places the organism in Eukaryota, Fungi, Basidiomycota, Agaricomycetes, Boletales, Suillaceae.
AAGAGGGCAGAGGAGACGGCUCCUACUGUUACUGUGUACUUGUAAAACUUUGUGGCGUCAAUUCAAUGACACCAGUACAAUCUUGAAUCUGCAUUGUGAAGUUAGCGCGGCAUGUCCUGAAUAUUUGAUCCUGAGACAUUCUCUCUCUGGACUAGUACAAUCUUGGAGAGCCUUAAGCUUCAUCGAUCAUCGGCUGCGUAGCAUCACGUAGUGGGGGCUGAACACAAUACAUCAUUUGAAGCGACGUAAAUACAGCUACCCAGGCUGAACCGUCUACGUAUCCUUCAUGUUAUCUUCUCUACUACCUAACGUGAACCCAAAGCGACAGGACAAUGAUGAUUCCAUGUCAUUGCAGCCGAUUGGGAGUGUCGCCAGUUGUUCUGCACACGAACGAAUACCAACAAGCACUCAACUUCAAUGCCUGCCCGGCGGCAAUACACGUCCGACUCUUGUCCCAGCGGCUACAGGUUUCUUUAAUUCAUCGCUGUCCACAAAAAUGCCGCACAAAUUGAUAUCAACAUUUCUAUGCACCUUUAUGCACAUAUUUCUCGUCCUUCUCCAUCUUAUUCUCCUUGCGCUAAGCAUUUCGGGUGUCGAGCACCGCCUUGUCACAUCUGAGGAUGGUACAUGGAUGACGGUAUUGAGUGUAUUGACACAGGUCUUUUAUGUGCUGUAUUGCACGAUACUCGUUUACCUGGCGCAACGUCUGACACUUUACAGGAACCUGUUCCAGCAUCAAAAAUUGACCAUCCUCCAUGACAAUGUUAAUGCAUGGAGCGGCCUUGGUUCUGCAUUGCAGUGUUUCUGGCAGCAAUCGAGUACCACUGGAUCAUUGUGGUGGAUUGCAUCUAUUACUACUUAUCUGGGCUGUGUAUUCGCGCUUCACGUUGUAUCAUCAUCCAUAUUUCAGCUGCAGACAUUCAGCUCAACCACGAACGUGUCGGUCACUACGUUCUCUCACUGGCCUGGUCCAAAUGUAGACAUGAUGGGGCUUCAGUGGCAUACCAUCAGUGCCAUCGUCCCCUCUUUGGGUCGAUUUACCAGUUCGUCGAACGCAGGACUUAAUGGUCCCACACUGUACGACACUGUUCAAGCAGAUGGCGCCACAGGAAAUGCCACAGUAGAUGCAACUACUUUCCGAGCAGAGUGCGGGUUACUCCAUAAUUCUGAGUUGAGCUACACCCCUAGGCUCAAUGCCAAUCAAUUCGGAGACUACGUGCUCGAGCCGCAAGUUUCAGGCCUCGACCAGUCCAUGAAGUGGCUAGCCAGACUCGUACCGCCCUAUCAAGAUCAGGUCGUGGUCAAUAGUCCCAUAUCUGCUGUUUUUCCUGCAUCUACUAUUGCAUUCCUAAUUUCCACGUCCAUCGACGUGGAUGACUCACUGAAAUCAGCAACUGUGCAGCAUAUGGAGUGGGAAUAUCAACAAGUCCCAUUCUUUGACAGUUCCCAAGCUCAGAUCCUUUCAAGUGUGCUUGAUGCCCACAUAGUAGCUUGCAACAUAUAUGUUGAACGCCAUGCAGCGACAGUCAAUGCGGAAACAAAUGAAUUACUAGCACUCUUGCCGCCUCCAGCUCCAAUUACUCCUUUGGACUGGAAGGAAUGGACAGCACCGAAGGGAGACAAUACUUGGGACAUCUGGUCGCCGCCAGGGCGUGGUCAGAAUGACUACAAUCAUGAAAAAUGGUUUGUAUCUGCAUUCACAAGUGGAGCUAAGUACCCCGUCAAAAUUUGUAUGACUCAAAGUCAAGCAACCUGCUAUGGCGUUUCUCUUCUGGAGUUGUAUUUCAUGCAAGAAAUCGGUUUAAACGUGGAUUUGGACGAGCACGGCUCCAUGCCGCCACCUCCAUCUGGUCCGAAGAAGGUUCUCUGUAGUCGUCGUCAAUUCGAAUCUAGUCUCCCUAAAAUCAUCGCUUCGUUGUUGUGGACCGGCGCAAAAAUUGGUUCCGAUGCUGGUGGGUUUGACCCAACAAUAGGCAGUACCGUUGUUUCUCGGCAGGUUAUAAAAUGGCAUCUCAGUAUUAACUCAUGGGCUCUGGCCGUUGCGUUGACCGCUUCCAUGAUCAUGUUGACUCUUUCGAUUUGCAUGUCAGGGGGCAUAUAUUGGCAGAAAAAUAGGACAUCCAUCGAUAGUGCUGGCGUUCUCCAGAUUAUCUGGCUGACAAGUCGUCUCCGCGUGCUGAAAGACGUCAUGAAUGGGGUGGAUGAUCCAAGAGAAGACGUUCUUCGCGCUGCUGGGAUGUUGGAAGUAGAUCUGUUACAAGAGCUAAACAGGCAGGAAUAGAUAUCGUUGUUUGGUAGGCAUCGAAAAUAUUUGGGCAGCCAGACGUGUUCUAGAAUCCAGACACUACAAGCCUUGAUGGCAUCAUGUUCAGGGCGAUGUGUACGAUCAGUGGCUGGCUCCCUCAACGAGACUAUAUAUGCCCUCUGAGACCU